This is a messenger RNA of Triticum turgidum subsp. durum (durum wheat), 1263 nucleotides long. The record is from the annotation of a GenBank genome assembly. NCBI's taxonomy places the organism in Eukaryota, Viridiplantae, Streptophyta, Magnoliopsida, Poales, Poaceae.
AUGGCGGGGACCUCCGGAGCCCAGAUCUCCUUCCGGCGGGCGGCUAACCGACCGAGGUCCCUUCCCGAUCCGCGCCGCCCCUGCUCUUCCUCCAACAUCCGACUUCAUACCCAAUCAGCUGGAGCCAAGCGAAAAUACUCGGUCGCCAGCGACGUGGAUCCCAUCCCUGACUGGGCGAACAUCGGGGACGGGCCAGCCGGCCUGAUUGCCGAGCUUGCCCUCGCCAGCGACGUGGCCGACUAUAUCCGCUUCCGCGCCGUGUGCCAGCCGUGGCGGCGGUGCUCGCCAGACCCGUGUGCCGGCGGUCUGGACGGCCGCUUCCUCCCCCGCAAGUGGAUCAUGCUUGACAAGGCGCUUGCCGGGCCACGCCGCCAUCGCUUCCUCAACGUGUCUACAGGCGAGUGCAUACGUAUGGACCUCCCGGAGCUCGCGGAGCACACGUUGCUCUCGCUCACCCCAGAAGGCCUCCUCCUCCUGCUCCUCGAGACCACCCUGGUCGUCCGCCUGCUUAACCCACUCACGCGGCAGCUCACCAACCUUCCGCCGAUGACCGCGCUCCUGAGACCAGGGCAGCAUCGGUCCAGGCAAUCUGGCUUCAAGAUAGGGAAAACAUUCAGUGUGUCUGGCGUGGGUCUUGUUGCCGACGCCUCCAUGGUGGCAGUCAAUUUCUUUGAUCCCAGGGGGCUUUUUGUCGCUAAGCCCGGCGAUGAGAGUUGGACCAUGGUCGACACAAUGGUCGACAAGGAAUACAUAAAUUCGGGUUUGCCUUUUGCGGGGCGCUUCUACUGCGCCAACUACAGGGGCGUCAUGGUGCUGACGAUCGGCUCGGAUCAGCAGCCGCCCCGGCUCCAGUUGGUCGCUGACCGGAGCGACUCAUUUUAUUUCUCCCUGAUGGCGCACAGCCUUCACCUGGUGGACAACGGCGGGGAGUUGAUGCUGGUGCACCGAGCGCUAAGCCGGGACAGUAGGAGGUAUGAUGCUUACAGAGUGGAUUUGGAAGCUGGGGUCCUGACCCCAGCCAAGGGCUUCAACGGGCGCGCCGUGUUCAUGGGCAUGUGCCGCUCAAUUUCUGUAUCGGCUGAGGCUGCUUACCCCUCUCUCGCUGCUGAUACCAUCUACCUGGGACACGAUUGUGAUGACAAGAUUCAGGGGUACAAUAUCGCGGAUGGAAGCAGAUGCAGUCUGAUUGAGGCAGUAUGUCCGCAUAGUGUUGUGGAUUGUCUCCGCCGUUCCAUCCAGGGAGUCGGCAAGCGACUUGCUUGA